Cottoperca gobio is the source of this 4632-nucleotide messenger RNA. RefSeq names its product tripartite motif containing 3b (gene trim3b). Lineage: Eukaryota; Metazoa; Chordata; Actinopteri; Perciformes; Bovichtidae. Gene Ontology annotation, molecular function: zinc ion binding; ubiquitin protein ligase activity; protein binding. The record is from RefSeq and is a predicted model, not a curated record. Gene Ontology annotation, biological process: proteasome-mediated ubiquitin-dependent protein catabolic process; protein polyubiquitination.
UUGUAUGUGUUGUUGUGGAGGAGGAAAAGGGAAAAGCAACAGAAGGAAAAGGGAAAAGGAAGUGUGGUCAGCAGGGCCGAGGGGAGAGACGAGGGGGGAGUCAGUGUGAGUCAAGGCGUGUGCUGAUUCUUUAAUGUUAACACAGAGCUGCCAUGGAGUCUUCUAGACUGGUACUCCACUCUACUGACAGUAGGUUAACUGCUGUCAUUGUCCGUGGCUUUAAAUGUCCUCUGCCAUGGCAAAGCGUGAGGCUGGGAGCACCAGCCCUGUGGUGCGUCAGAUAGACAAGCAGUUUCUGGUCUGCAGCAUCUGUCUGGAUCACUACCGCAACCCCAAGGUUCUGCCCUGUCUGCACACCUUCUGUGAAAGUUGUCUGCAGAACUACAUUCCCCCAGAGUCUCUGACGCUCUCGUGUCCAGUGUGUCGGCAGACGUCCAUCCUGCCAGAGAAAGGUGUUUGUGCUCUACAGAACAACUUCUUCAUCACUAAUCUCAUGGAGGUCCUUCAACGAGACCCAGAGUGCUCGCGGCCGGAGGCCUGCAGUGUCCUGGAGUCAGUCAGCGCUGCUGCAGGGAAGCCACUCAGCUGCCCAAACCACGAGGGAAAGGUGAUGGAGUUCUACUGCGAGUCAUGUGAGACAGCUAUGUGUCUGGACUGUACAGAGGGCGAGCACAGGGAGCAUGUUACUGUUCCUCUGCGGGACGUCGUGGAACAGCACAAGGCUGCGUUGAAGACACAGCUGGAUGACAUACUGAGCAGGCUCCCUCAACUAACAGCAUCCAUCGAGCUUGUGAGUGAGAUCUCCCGCCAGCUGAAUGAAAGGAAGAACGAGGCGGUGGCAGAGAUUACCAGUACGUUUGAAGAGCUGGAACGGGCGCUGCAUCAGCGCAAGACGGCCCUCAUCACAGACCUGGAGAACAUCUGCAGCACUAAACAGAAGGUCCUUCAGGCCCAGCUUUCAUCUCUCCUCCAAGGGAAGGACCACAUCCAGAGCAGUUGCAACUUCACAGAGCAGGCUCUCAGCCAUGGGAGUGCGACUGAGGUGCUGCUAGUUCAGAAGCAGAUGAGUGAGCGGGUAACAGCACUGGCCAGACACGACUUCCCAGAGAAACCACAUCAGAAUGCACAUCUGGAUUGUCAGGUGGAGACUGAAGGUCUGCGGCGCUCCAUCCAGAACCUGGGAGUUCUCCUUACCACAGCCGCUGUGGCUAACACCUCCGUCGCCACAGGUGAGGGCCUCCGCCAUGCAGCGACUGGGCAGCACCACACAAUUACUGUGACAACAAAAGACAAGGAUGGGGAGUUGGUGCGGACAGGAAACGCUGUUUUAAAGGCAGAGAUAACAUCUGCUGACGGGAGCCGCAUUACAGAGGCAGAGAUAGCGGACAAUAAGAAUGGAACAUACGAGGUGGGCUACACAUUACGCUUAGAGGGAGAGUACUCUUUUGCACUGUUGCUGUACGGCCUGCCGAUACGCGGCAGCCCGUUCCGCCUGCGGGUGAUCAAGCCCUCAGAUGUGCCACAAUCUCCAGAUGAUGUGAAGAGGAGGGUGAAGUCUCCCAGCGGGACGGGGGGCCACAUACGGCAGAAAGCAGUGCGUCGGCCUUCCAGCAUGUACAGCACCACCAAGAAAAAGGAGAAUCCCAUUGAGGAUGAGCUCAUCUACAGAGUGGGUUCCCGGGGCAGAGAAAAAGGGGAGUUCACAAAUCUGCAGGGAAUCUCAGCCUCUUGUAACGGCAGAGUGGUGGUGGCUGACAGCAACAACCAGUGCAUACAGGUGUUCUCCAAUGAAGGCCAGUUCAAGAUGCGCUUUGGGGUCAGAGGUCGUUCUCCGGGGCAACUGCAGAGACCAACAGGCGUCACUGUGGACAUGAACGGUGACAUUGUGGUGGCCGACUAUGACAAUCGAUGGGUCAGCAUCUUCUCCUCUGACGGCAAAUUUAAGAAUAAGAUCGGUGCGGGCCGGCUCAUGGGUCCUAAGGGUGUGGCUGUGGACAAGAAUGGACACAUCAUCACUGUGGACAACAAGGCAUGCUGUGUCUUUAUCUUUCAGUCGAAUGGGAAGUUGGUGACUAAGUUUGGAGGCAGGGGGACGUCUGACAGACAGUUUGCAGAAAAACUUGGCCCAAACUUUAAUAAAUCUGGCUCAGUUUUCAGUCCGCACUUUGUUGCAGUAAACAACAAGAAUGAAAUUAUUGUGACCGAUUUUCACAAUCACUCUGUAAAGGUGUACAGUGCGGAUGGAGAGUUCUUGUUCAAAUUCGGCUCUCAUGGUGAAGGCAAUGGCCAGUUCAACGCUCCCACUGGUGUGGCUGUGGACGCCAAUGGAAACAUCAUUGUAGCUGACUGGGGAAACAGCAGAAUACAGGUGUUUGACAGCACAGGCUCCUUCUUGUCUUAUAUCAACACCUCAGCAGACCCGCUGUACGGGCCCCAGGGUCUCGCGCUCACCUCAGAUGGACAUGUGGCUGUUGCAGACUCUGGAAACCACUGCUUUAAGGUUUACAGAUACCUGCAGUAGGCUCAGGGGAGAUAUCCAGACCCUGCUUAGACGAGUUAACGUCACAUAGUGCUUGUGGGAAUAGAGCUGCAACAUGCCUGAACACUUUACAGUAGUCCCAGCUUCCAAAAAUAAAUGUCCUUUUCAUUUCGUCUGUACAUACUUUAGAAAAUCUAAAAUUCCUAAGACAAAGAAAUCUGAUUCAUUUUUACAUGAAAAACACCCAACAUUCAACUGUAGUACAAAUAAGUUAGUUAUUACAAAAGAUAUUUCAAGAAGUGACAAUAAUUUCCUCUCUGGGGAAAAAAUAAAUCUCAAGAGACUAUCCUGGUGAAAUAAAGGUAAAACAAUUGUGAAAUUUCACAUCCCAUAAUUAGAUAUGUCUCUCUCUGAUCAGUGUCUAUUUGAGUGUGUUUAAUUAACCACAUCCCCUGAUGGAAAAAUGAACUGGAAAUAAUGUUCAGGCGUUGCAGCUGUAUUUCUCUUGUAAGUGUGACCUUACCAGUAGCCUGCCAGUCUGAAGUUGGUGAUACACUGCAAUUCUUUUGGGCAAUACAGAUGGGCAACACUCUCAGCAACCAGCAAACAAAGCGAGACACGGAAGCAGAAGUUUUCCUGUUUCCUGAUGAUGCUUUGUGAUUGAAAUAACAAUGCUCAGGCCUUUCCUUGAACACUGUUGCAUGUCGGUGUGCUCCAAAAAAAACAAAACGACCCCUUCGUCACUGCCUUCAAUUUCUCAUCAGUAAACACAACAUGCAGACAAGAAUGUGUAAAAGGACUUUUUUCUUAUUCUCAUUUUUGCAUCAUAUCCCUCUGACAAGAUCGCUGCAAAUGGAUAUUCAGUAGAUUUUUGUUUUCUUUUGAGUUAUGAGAUGAGUUGACCUAUAUGCACGUUCUUUUUGUUUUGGUACCCAAAGACAAGCAGCAAGAAGCACAACAGUUGAGAUAACGACAAGGUUUUUGAACACAACAUGAGCUAGUCUUCUUCUUCUUCUAUUAACCAAAACAAACUUCUUAUAUGUGACCCCACUAGUACUUGCACUUUUGUGUAUUCAUAUCUGCAACCUAAUGUAGUUGUAUAUACGGUAUGCAUAUUUAAGUGUACAUAUGGAUUUCAUGUCCAUGUUAUUUCACUAUUUAGCCUACUGAUUACAGCACUCGAUGAAUCAACACUGGAACGUUAUACUAAUACAGUCGGUCAUGCAUAGUAGUAGCCAACUGAAUGACUUGCAAACACUAAUGGAACAAAGUUGUUUACACAUUGUUUGCUGUAUUUAUUUUUCAAAGGACUUAAUUUAUUUUUUCUUUUCUUUUUCUACAUAAUUUGUUCUACAAAUUAUUUUUCUAAUUGGUGCAUUUGAAGUGUCUCCUCUUUGCCAAACAUUUUCGUACAUAGGCCUUGUAACUUGUAGCACUGAAAGCCGUUCUCUAUUUGGCCUCUUCCCAGAGCUCACAUCCAGUUAAACAGUAACUUUUCCUUCUGCCAAAACGUAUCGUAAGUCGUUGUUGAACAUUGCACAAAAUACAAAUAUUAUAAGAGUUAUAUAGUUUGCAAGAGUAAUAUAUGCCUCAGUGUAUAGUUAUCAUUUAACAUAAUCAGAACGUGUUCUGUAUAUUACAAUCACAUCCUUGUUGUAGCUGACAAGCACCUUUAUCAUGGAUUCUUUCCAGUAUUUGUAUUCAUUUGCUUGGUUGUUUAGUGUUUAGGUUUUCUGUGUGGCUCCUCGAGAAACACAACACCAGCUAAAAGCAGAAAGUUUUCACCUGUAUUUUAUGAAUAAACGGUCUAUACGGUCCGGUAAUUGAUCUGUAAUCCAUUCCGUCUUUCCAUCUGCAUUUCCUAUUUAAUGGAAAACUCUCCGUAAUAACAGAUUCAUUUGACUGUUCUCCUCCAUAAAUCAAACCCCUGUGCUCCUAUGGUUUUAUGCUAGUCUAUUUCUCACCUGUAACCGACACUGACCACACACAUGUCUCUGAAAUAAAGGAAGCACACAUACUGUAUAAAUGAAACAGUACAUCAACCAUCUUGUGUAGCCUACUGUAUACUACAAGAGGCCAGACUUACAAGUAAUCACUGCAUUUAUGUAAUCAUGGCAAAGGUAUGAUUGUAAAUAUUAAAAAAUUACACCUAU